CUGGACGGACGCCAUUGAUUCUUGAUUGACACUUGGAACGUGCCAUUCAAAACUGUCAGCAGGUGUAUUUUCAAAACAUACAAUUGUGCGAACGUCAAAAUUAGCUACCGCGAUUUGUGUUAGAUUGACAUUUAUGUAGUAUAAAUUUAGGCUUGCUAUAAAUCACAUUUUUGUACCUAUGGUUUAAAGUUCAUUGAUGAAAACAAGCUUCAUUGCAAAUUGAGUGCACCCUAGACAAGUACAAAGGACCUUACAAAUUGAAUAACUUAGUUGUGUGAUUUCCUGAGUUUAAAGCAAAUGUCCUGUUUUUACAAUAUCCUCCUUGAUGCCAUCCAGGAGUAUCAAUAAAUUAACGUUUUUGUUCAAUAUCAGAUGGGCUGAGAUGCAACAGAAUCCUGGUGUCGCAAUGGUUUCCUACCCAGAAAACCUCAACUCUAGCGGCCAACCGGCAAACAGCGCUCCGCCCGACCAAGCAGUGUUUGAAGCUGAUAAGAGGGCGGUUUACAAACAUCCAUUGUUCCCGUUGUUGGCGCUAUUGUUUGAGAGAUGUGAACAAGCUACUCAGUCUGCGGAGACCCCAAACUCUGAAAGUUUUAACAUGGACAUUCAGGCAUUCGUUCAACAUCAAGAGAGGGAUUGCAAGCCUUUCUUGAUAAAUGAUUCGGAAGUUGAUGGCUUGAUGAUUAAGGCGAUUCAAGUACUUCGAAUUCAUCUAUUAGAACUAGAAAAGGUGCAAGAAUUAUGCAAAGACUUCUGCAAUCGCUAUAUUACCUGUCUCAAGGGCAAAAUGCAGAGUGAAAAUUUGCUGAGGUCUGAUUAUUCUACAGGCUUUGUUGAGAACAAUAACAACAGCCAUUCUAGCAACUCUAACUCCCCUACUGUCUUCAGCCCUCAUAGCUUGCAGGUGGUGUCCCCUACAGGCUCGUUUGGAGGGUGUGAGGGAGGUUUUGUGAAGAGUGGACCCAUGCUGGACCCGAGCCCCCACUACCCCACCGCCACCUCUCCACCGUCCCCCAACCAUUCUCCUCAACACAUCAUACAUGGCAGCACCCCCCUCUCACAAAUCGGGGCUAACUGCCUCCCCCCCGCAUCAGACCUCAGUCUUCACCAAGGUUCCUUAUCUGCUACAAGUGGUGGUUCAGGAGAUGAAGACGAUGAUUUGUUUGGGAGCAGGAAAAAACAAAAAAGAGGAGUUCUUCCAAAGCAAGCAACCAGUAUUAUGCGUUCCUGGCUUUUUCAGCAUUUGGUUAACCCAUACCCAAAAGAGGACGAAAAGCGAGAGAUAGCUGCCCAGACAAACUUAACUUUAUUACAAGUAAACAAUUGGUUUAUUAACGCGCGGCGAAGAAUCCUGCAGCCUAUGCUAGAUGCUUCGACCCCUUCAGAUGUGACAGGAUCAACCGGAGGGUCAACGGGAACCAAAUCCAGCAGUUCAAAAACAAAGUCCGGAAAUAACGGGAGUCAAUGCUUUUGGCCAGCCAAUAUUCCAAAAGUAAACUCUGCUGACAUUACUGAAGAUUCAAGCUUGCUGAGCGGUGAUGAAUCAGAAAGCAGCGGAAGUGGUGACGAUACCAGUGACAUCGGCAAACCUCAUAGUGAAGAAGAAUUGUCGGAGCAAUAACACUCCGACGGGACUCGAUACUUGCUCAGGAGACGUGCGCCGUCUCUUCUUAGUUUAGUUCAUAAUCUUAGAAUAAGCUUGAACGCAAUAUGUUUGCCAUUUUCGAUUCGGAUAGAAACACGAGUGAAAUUUCCCUUCCUUUUAACUUUCUUAUUGUAGAAUUAAUCGGUCAUGUGAUAACAGUCCAGGUUACCAGGUGCUUUGUAACCUAAAUCGUUCUCGUGCAUUUGUUAUUGUGUGUCCAAUAUUUUCAUUUGAAUAUCAACACACUUGUAUGAUUUUAGAUCGUAGCUUCAUUAAAGCUGUUGCACAAUUAGUUUGGAAAUUUUUACUUUUAAGUGUCUAUUAUGUUGUUUUUUAGAUUUUUACGAUAGUCCGAUAAUUUAGUUUUAGGUAUUUCCUCGUAACCGUAUUAUCUAGUAAUUACGUCUAGUUCAUUAAUUAACUUUGUUUCUGAGGAAGACCAAUUUUAAAACCAAUAAGUGUGUCUUCCAUAUGUAUGUUGCUUAUACGAUGCUAGCACUUGAAAUCUAGUGCCAUGUUUUAAAAAUGCGCAGUGUAGCAUUAUAUUCAAAGUGGAUAGAGUUUGUAGGUAUCUUUUUUUAUUUUAUUCUGACGGAGAUAUAUUCUUAUAUUGCGAUCCUAAAAUUUUAAUAAAAUCAAUACUUUGUCAAACUUUUUAAUAAUAUCUCCAACAAUUUCGCUUAAACGACUCUCUUAUAGAUAUAAACUUAAAUACAAGCCCUUUUAUGCUACAAUCUGCUAAAACAUUUGUUUUGUAACGUGAUGUUGUCUUUGUGGUGUGAAUUUAUACUCCUAAAAAACUUUUUGUAUUUGCAAAAAAUUGUAAGUGAUGUACUGAUUUAAGAUGAGUUUGCAAAGGUUUGGUUUUAACCAAAAUAAAACCAGUUUUGAGUAAUAAUGUUGCAUUGCGAUUUGUAGAUUAAACCAUAUACGUAUUAUUAUAAGUAACGUAGUAUACCGAACUUGUAUACGAAAUAGAUUAAGAGUAAGUCUAUUUAUGGAAUAGCUUGUGUCUUCACUCUAGUCUGCCUCAAUAUUUUCCCUGUUACUUUACAAAAUGUUGGUUUCUGCCCAUGCUAUUUGUGUGUACAGUAUUACUGUGAUUGUACGAUUAUAAAUGUGUAUACGAAUAACUCAUAGGUAAGAUAAAGUUAUAUUCUUUUAGAAUAAUCCGAGUAUCUUAAAUUUAAGAGUUUAAUUAAGUUAUAGCGAGUAAAUGGAAAGUGUGAUUUACUUUAAGCGGUCAAAUAGUCACUUUAAGGGCUCGGAAAAAGUAGUUCCUCAGGCCUUAACCUAUACGGGCUUCUCAAAGACAGGAAAUCCAGAAAAGCUGGUGAUUAGUUUUUUAAUGCUUUUAAAAUGUUUUUACUUAUGAUUCUGCACGAUUGCAUGUUAUGGGAAUUCAGCCUAGUUAAUGUGUGUUCGUUUAUCAACCUCAAUUUUCCAAUUGACCUAUGUGGUUCAACAUAUGGGACAAAUAGCCAGGAGGAACUAUAUAUGGUUUUAAUUAAUUAACCUUUUACUCUUUAAAUGCUAAAUUAAACUUGUUUUAGGAGAAUCAUUGAUACUUAAAGUUAGCAUUAGCAUCAACAACCUCCUUUCAAUCAAAGUUUGGAUGCCUCAAAAACCAAUCAACAUGCUAACUUAAACUUUAGUUCUUGUUAUUUUUUUAAUUUAAUUUACUAUAUUUUAUACACAAUACCCAUCCCAAGUCUGUUGUUUUGAUAACAUUAUUUUCACUGUUUCUUUUCCAAUAGUCAAUGUUUCAAGUUAGUUUGCAUUUUGGUGAAAUUUGGUAAUUGGGAUAAUGAGGUGCCAAAAGUACAUGAAUGUAAUAAAGACCCAUAUACAAACCAGAUUUUAAGCACAAUUUUUCUACAUGUUAGUUAAUUAUUUGUUAAAAUUUGUUUUUGAUAAGUUCUACAGACAAUUGUUUGCACAAAUUAUUUCAAUGUUUUAUAAAUGUAAAAUUUUUGAUUGUAGUUAAUAUAGUAGGUUAUAAUUAUUCUAAAUUUGAAUCGUUUUAUUUAUGUGGUUUAGGUAUAAGAGGAAUUGCUCAAACUUAUGAUUGUUUAAUGCAGUCAAUUCUGGCGAUUCACAGACAUAACAUCAAUCUUGAUACCCUCAAAAUAGUUAACUUAGUGAUAAAUAUCAAAUAACAUAAACAACUACACAGCAUGGACGUAGUGUGAAGGGAAGUCUGAUAAUGGUUUUAGCCAGACUACCUUUGUGCUUGUGUAAAGAAUUGCAAUUUUAUAUUAGCUUCUGCCAACAUUCUUUUAAAAAUACCAGGAUUGUCAUUGGUCUACCAAUCAGUUCAUCUGCAUUAGACUCCCUCUUAUCCAGACUCCUCGGAACCUAGACCAGUCCGGAUAACGUUUUUUCCGGUUAAACCGACGUCCCAAAAAACUCGUUAAAACGGACCGAUUAAAUGCAUAAUGUAUACAGUAUUUGCCUUAAAUUUAGGAGAGCAUUUUAUUUAGACACAUGAUCACUGGUCUCAAAUCUUUCCCACGAGAAAAGUUUUUUCAGUACAACCCACUUCCUGCCGAUCUAGUCCGGUUUAACCGAUGUGAUGAUAAAAAUUGUCCGGUUAAAGAGAUGUAUGUUUAUCUGCCGAGUGUAGUCCGGUUAAAAGGUGUCCAGAUUGGAGGGAGUCUACUGUAUAUGUUCUUCAAAAGAUAACAAGUAUAAAGUGUGUUCCACAAAGAGGUUUACAUUUUAGGAAUUUCUAUUACUUGGCCGUUUGUGGACCAAAAGUUCUGUAACUUAACACAAUUCACCUUGUAGGUUUUGAAAAUAAAUGUGAAGAUUUCACUUUACUAACAUUUUUAGAAACAAAAGUGUGGCAUAUUAAUGUUUACCAAUUUGAUUCCUAUACAAAUUGCUGCUUAAGUUAUAACCAAAGUGUUGUUUGUGGGAUAUUGAUUCUGGUUACAUUAGUAAAACUGCCUUUGAUAAGGUUAAGUUUUAUUUUUAUGGCUCAAGCCAUAAGUCAAACACCUGUUCAACAAUGAGUAAAAAAUGCAGUGCAGUAAAUAUACCAGGUAAUAACUAUCAGAAAUUAAUUUCUAUAGUAAUCAAAUCGGUAAUAUUUACAAUAUGCUACCACUUUGAUUUAGAAAUGUUAGUAAGCUGAAAUUUUCACCAAAUAUUUUUAAAACCUAUUUCAUAAAUUAUAUAAAGUUUCAAAACUUUUGGUGCAUUAACGGCCAAGUAAUAUAAAAUCAAACAUCUAAACCCUUUGUGGAACACCCUGUUUAAAAAUGGUUAUUAUUUUUAAACGUCUGAUGUUUCUCUCUUUGAAUCUAUUUAGUUAAUUUUACUUCAUAUUUUUUACUUUGUGCCUCCUUUAUUUGUGUUGGUAAAGUUGACAUCAUGUCUUGAUUUUUUUUUCUAUCUGAUGCUAGAAUUGACUGCAUUUCAUAAGCUUAUGUUGUUAAUUUUGUUUAAAUAAGUGUUCUAAUUUAUAUUUUUAUAAUUUUUAUACAAAUUCUAUCAUUGUUAUUGUUUUCUGAAGAUGUUAGUUUUCUGAUGUUUUCAGCGGUAAGAAGCCUAAAUUUUCAAAUCACUGUUCAGCCUGAUGUGUUUCAAUUUGUCCUAAGCGUUUUUUUAGACUUGUUUAUGUUGUAAGCAGCUGCCUCUAGGUGUGUAAAAUAAGUAACAAAGUGUACAUGAUAUGGUUUACUAUUGUACAGUUUUGUAAUUUUGUCCAUGUAUACAGUUACAGUUAGGUUAGGUUUGAAAGGCAGCUGCUUGAGAAUACUGCUGGCUUUUGAAUGUGAGGGAGUUAUUGUUAUCUACAGUACUAAAUACUUACAUUGUAUAUGAUCUAAUUACAAUUUAUUCAAAGUGAA
Macrosteles quadrilineatus (aster leafhopper) is the source of this 5502-nucleotide messenger RNA. RefSeq names its product homeobox protein PKNOX2-like. Bases 326 to 1621 code for a protein of 431 amino acids. Gene Ontology annotation, molecular function: RNA polymerase II cis-regulatory region sequence-specific DNA binding; DNA-binding transcription factor activity, RNA polymerase II-specific. The transcript has 9 exons. Gene Ontology annotation, biological process: regulation of transcription by RNA polymerase II. The record is from RefSeq and is a predicted model, not a curated record. Lineage: Eukaryota; Metazoa; Arthropoda; Insecta; Hemiptera; Cicadellidae.